GGUGGGGGACAGGCAGGGUCCAGAUGUUGGGAGCAGGGACCUUGUGGUCAAGACACCCCAGGCUCUGCUGCCCCUUGGUCAAUGUCUUCUUCUCCCUCCUCACCCUCCCAACCUACAAGAGGAUGAUUUUCCCAGGCGGCUCAGCGAGAGUAUGGAGGACCUCAGCCUGGAUUUGGGGGCACUUCAGGGCAGGGAGUAUCUGCAGGACCUGGGCCUUGGGGCCCCUUCCCACAACCAGCCUGGGGAGACCCCAGACAGCCACCUCACCGGUGAAGAACUAGGAAGGGAUUCUCUUUUCUCCAGCUUGGCAGGGUCCCAAGACCGGUCAAGGCGGCGCAGCUGGGAGAGGUCACGGAGCUGCUCAGAGAGAUGGCAGAGGCUCAGCCUCGAUGCCUCAACUGUGGAUGAGGAACCCUGUCUCCCCCGAACACUGGCCAGCCUUGCUUUGAACCUGCCAGGAGGAGGGCUGAAGACCUGGACUCAAGGGUGUCUGUCUGGGGGCGGGACCCCUGCAGAGACCCCAGGCAAAGAAUGGGACAGCCCCAAGAAAAGAGUGAGGUCAAGGUCUGUUCCUGUGUCCUUCUAUGAGAUCCGCCCUCCGGAAAUCUCUCCGGUUUUGGAAGUGCCCACUCCACCUGUUCAAGGCCUGGAACCUCCAGUGCUGGAGUGCAUGGAAAAAGACCACGUGGAACCAGAUCACGUGUGA
This is a messenger RNA of Pongo pygmaeus (Bornean orangutan), 706 nucleotides long. Its product is annotated as rho guanine nucleotide exchange factor 18-like. The coding region runs from base 152 to 706 and encodes 184 amino acids. Lineage: Eukaryota; Metazoa; Chordata; Mammalia; Primates; Hominidae. The record is from RefSeq and is a predicted model, not a curated record. The transcript has 4 exons.